Scutellospora calospora is the source of this 525-nucleotide messenger RNA. NCBI's taxonomy places the organism in Eukaryota, Fungi, Glomeromycota, Glomeromycetes, Diversisporales, Gigasporaceae. The record is from the annotation of a GenBank genome assembly.
GUUUCUCCAAAUACAAUAAUAUCUGCUAAAAUGCAUGCUCGAGUAAAUGGUUAUGGAUGUCCACCUCUUUUUAAACCACCAAUGAGACGACAUAUUAUUACUAAUGAACAAGAGGCACAAUUUGAAGUAUUUAUAGCAGACAAGACAAAUCAAAAAUUUCAUAUACAAUAUCCAAAUGGAAUAGGGCGUACAACAUUUUUUAAUAAAUUACGUAAUAGUCCAUUCAUAUAUCGUGAAGAUUUAGGAGGUCUAUGUUUGACUUGUAAUCAAUAUGGGUUUGAAAUGUUUCAUGAAUUAUCAAACUAUAUAAUAAAAGAAGUAGAAAAUAAUGAAAAAAAGAUUUCCCAUGCACUUAAGCAUUAUGUUCGUCUUAGUUUUGAUAUUACGUCUAGAGAAGAUAUCGAAAAAGCAAUAGAAAAUCUUAGUGGUACUUCAGUUGCUAAUAUAAAUCCAAAUCGAGCACAGCGAGCAUCUAUAAAAAUUGGAACUAUACUCGGAAAUUCAGAUCUUUAUGAGUGGUGUUAA